Messenger RNA from Medioppia subpectinata, 867 nucleotides. Lineage: Eukaryota; Metazoa; Arthropoda; Arachnida; Sarcoptiformes; Oppiidae. The record is from the annotation of a GenBank genome assembly.
AUGGAUAGUCGGCUAGCAUUUAACGGAACCGUCGAUGAGAUAAUUUUAGGACCCGAUUAUAUGAAACGUGUUUGGAUUCCCGACACAUUUAUUCCCAAUUCUCGGCAAAUGACACCACAAAUGUCCAUCUCUUCGGAGCCAAACAUUUUCGUUAAGGUCUAUAACAACGGAACAGUAUUUCUCAGCAUUUACGCAUCUAUACUGGCGUUAUGUCCAAUGGAUUUGACUAACUUUCCGAUGGAUAGCCAGUUAUGUUUGCUUGAAAUUGAAAGUUACGGCCAAAACAAUGCGGAUAUUGAGUACCGGUGGUCAACCAAAGAGGGUUACGAUGGAUUCAUUCUCGUUCGCUCGGAUAUUAUGUAUGCGUUUGCACUCAAACGAUCGCUUGUUUAUUACCUGAAUCAGGUAUAUAUCCCAGCGUUUCUAAUUGUGGUCAUAUCGUGGAUACCAUUCUGGAUGGACCGGAAGGACAAUCACGCGCGGGUGGCACUCGGCGUGACUACAGUCCUCACGAUCACCACUUUGGUCACCAACACUAGCGCAACGCUGCCUAAGAUAUCGUACAUGAAGUCCAUUGAUAUCUAUUUGGGUUUCUGUUAUGCUAUGGUUUUCGCCGCACUCCUGGAGUACGCGGUCGUCGGCUAUCGGGAGAUAAGUUCCAGUGAUGUGGCAGUAGUUGUGGUCAGCGGCGGCAAAAUGAGAGCCAAUACAAGGUCUGUGGGUCCGAACCGGACCAACACAAUAGACCGACACUCCCGGUGGAUAUUCCCUUUGGUUAACAUUAUAUUCAAUUUGAUUUAUUGGUUCACAUAUCUGUCCAUUUCGACACAACCGGUCGAUCCAAACAAACGUAUUAAUGCUCUUUAA